AUGGAAAAUGCUAAUGAAGGGAAGAACAAUACUUCUCUGCCUGAAGAUAAUGCCUGCAUAUUAGUUGAGGGGUUAGAGAAGCUUUCAAUUGAUGGGACUACUAAUGUUUCAAGAAAGAAUAAGGCUAAAAAAGGUAAGGACAAGAAAAAGUCUAGAGGUAAGUACUCUGAUGAUAUCAUAGCCAGAAUACCUUUCAAACAUUUUAGUUAUUCAAAUGCCCAUAUAGGGAAAUCUCAACCAAAUAUCUUUCAGGAAGCCAAAGGUGUUGCUCUUUAUUAUGACAAGAGAAUAACAAAGAUAACAAAUAACGAAGCUGAAUUAAUCAAUGAAUCGAAUCCACCUUUCUUAACAAAAGAUAUAUCAAAUCUUUCAGAAAUAUCUCUAUUGGAUUCCAAGAAAUUUAAGUUGCCAUACAUGGGAUAUAACCUCUACGAUGAAAUUGAAAAGUUUGGGCCCAUGGAUAGUACUCUAUUAGAUUCAACAGUACCAUGUUUUGAAUAUUUGAGGACUCUUAAAAUUUCUGAAGAAGAUAAAUUAUAUAACACACCUUAUACUUUUAUGACACCAAGACACCACCUGACAGAACUUAUGAUGACUGUUUAUGAGAGUAGAGAAUCGGAAUUGACAGGGAAAAGCUGGCUUUUUACACGUAUUAAAGAUGAUCUAAUUGUAAUAUCAGAAGAUCUAGCAAAAGAAAAUAAUCCUUCCCCCCAAAAUCAUAAAUUACAGAAUUCAUUUAGCAAGAAAGUAAUAAACUCAGGCUUCACAUUUGAAGAAUUGGUUAUCGAAAACUUCCAGGAAUGCCAUAAGCCAUAUUUUUAUAUAUCAGAAAAUAGACUGACACCAAAGUCAACAUUCAUAAUUAGAUCUGAAAUGGAUUCGUAUAAUAAUAAAACUGAAACAUUCACUGAACUUAAAUGCUUUAAUAAACUUCAUCUAGGAGUAGCCCAGCACAGAAAAAAACUACUAAAGACAUGGUUUCAAACUGGCCUAAGCCCCAACUGUGAUAUUGUCAUUGGGAUAAGAGAUACUUCAUCUGGAAUACUCGAAGACUUGUUAUGGUAUUCAAGAGAAAACAUGUAUCAAAAGUUGCAAGAUCCAAGUCUUCCUAAGUUCAAGAAUAGUUUUGAUUUCAAACCUCACAUAGGUAUACAAUGGUUGAAUCAUUGUAUACACGCAAUUGAAUCUGCGUUUACAAAAGACACCUCAGACACAGCUUCUAACCCAAUGACAUACAAAGUCAUCAUUGAUAAGCAUAAAUCAAUUAUUAUUAAAAAGUUGAGCAUCGUCCCAAAAAAUGUAGAAAUUCCAACAGACUUCUUGUAA
Messenger RNA from Tetrapisispora phaffii CBS 4417, 1326 nucleotides. RefSeq names its product Dxo1p (gene DXO1). The coding region runs from base 1 to 1326 and encodes 441 amino acids. The transcript has a single exon. Gene Ontology annotation, cellular component: cytosol; nucleus. Gene Ontology annotation, molecular function: mRNA 5'-diphosphatase activity. The record is from RefSeq and is a predicted model, not a curated record. NCBI's taxonomy places the organism in Eukaryota, Fungi, Ascomycota, Saccharomycetes, Saccharomycetales, Saccharomycetaceae. Gene Ontology annotation, biological process: nuclear-transcribed mRNA catabolic process; NAD-cap decapping.